This is a messenger RNA of Raphanus sativus (radish), 781 nucleotides long. RefSeq names its product NAC domain-containing protein 4-like. The coding region runs from base 13 to 477 and encodes 154 amino acids. NCBI's taxonomy places the organism in Eukaryota, Viridiplantae, Streptophyta, Magnoliopsida, Brassicales, Brassicaceae. The record is from RefSeq and is a predicted model, not a curated record. The transcript is spliced from 4 exons.
UAUGAACAGACGAUGAUGACAUAUACAGUGUGUAAAGUAAUCUUUAAGGGUGACCCGAGAGAUUUACCUUCUUCUUCUUCGUCCUCUGCUGCUGGUGAAAUUGAGCACGAUCUCUCUUUGAUCCCUCUUGUGAACAACAAUUCUGGAGGACUGAGUACAGAGACAGAGGUGAAUCCACGUCAGAUUAGUGGCUUUCUUAAUUUGGAGGAAGAAACUCAGUUCGAGGAUGAAAUGAGCAGGGUUUUCAACACUCUGCCAACUGAUGAUUGGAACAGUUUGUUCAAUAAUGAUGAGGAGGAACAGGGGAAUAUUAUGUUUAUGCAGGAGGAUCGCAACGAUUACAAACCUAAAAAGUCACUUACCGGUGAUUCUGAUAGUGAUUCUGAUUCCAUAUCAACAACUUGUUCCAUUAAAAGUUCGAGCACUUGUGUUAGUUUUGGUAGCUGCCAGAGUCCCAUUGCUCAACUCAAGAGGUGAGCAAGGCUCUGGGAACCAAUACUGUUAUAUAUCCGAGAAGAAGAUGAGUCCUUGUGAUGAUAAUGCAAAGGAAGUGAGAUCGGAGGUAAUCAAAAGCAAAAGAGCUGGUCUCAUUUACAGGAUGAUACUAAGAUUCACCAAGAAAAUCAAGCUAUGUUCUUGCGUCUCAAGAACAUGAUACACCAAUCAAUGAGAUCAAUUAAGAAUGCCUUUUGUAAUUUCCAAAUAUGAGUUGUGACUAUCUUUUUUGUAACUUUUUCGUAUUAUAAUGCAUGUCCUAAUCUUAUAUAUAAAGGUGAAUUUA